CCCGGACUCCUCCCCCUCCCGCUCUCCUCCCUCUUCCCGGCUCCUGCUAGGCCGCCAGCUCCGGCCUUUUCUCCCCCCUCCCAGAGUCCCCUCCCCGGAGCGGAGCGCACAUAGGGUCCCUCUCCCAUCCCCCCAGCCCAACCGCCCAGCCAGACCAGCAGUCUCGGGGGGCAGCCCCCCGCCAGCCUGCCUCCCUCCCGCUCAGCUCUGCCAGGCCCCCCCAAGCCAUGAAUCUCUUCCGAUUCCUGGGAGACCUCUCCCACCUCCUCGCUAUCAUCUUGCUACUGCUCAAAAUCUGGAAGUCCCGCUCGUGUGCAGGAAUUUCAGGGAAGAGCCAGGUCCUGUUUGCUGUGGUGUUCACUGCCCGAUAUCUGGACCUCUUCACCAACUACAUCUCACUCUACAACACCUGCAUGAAGGUGGUCUACAUAGCCUGCUCCUUCACCACAGUCUGGAUGAUUUAUAGCAAAUUCAAAGCCACUUACGAUGGGAACCAUGACACAUUCAGAGUGGAGUUCCUUGUCGUUCCCACGGCCAUCCUGGCGUUCCUGGUCAAUCAUGACUUCACCCCUCUGGAGAUCCUCUGGACCUUCUCCAUCUACCUGGAGUCGGUGGCCAUCUUGCCGCAGCUGUUCAUGGUGAGCAAGACCGGCGAGGCGGAGACCAUCACCAGCCACUACUUGUUUGCGCUGGGCGUUUACCGCACACUCUAUCUCUUCAACUGGAUCUGGCGCUACCAUUUCGAGGGCUUCUUCGACCUCAUUGCCAUCGUGGCAGGCCUGGUGCAGACAGUCCUCUACUGCGAUUUCUUCUACCUCUAUAUCACCAAAGUCCUAAAGGGGAAGAAGUUGAGUUUGCCGGCGUAGCCCUGGUCCUCGCCAUCUCUCUCCUUGGCAGCGGCGGGAGGCAGAGGAAGGCAGCGGACGAUGAAGAGCUUUCCCAUCCAGGGGUGACUUUUUUAAGAACCCACCUCUCGUGCUCCCCAUCCCGCCUCCUGCCGGGUUUCAGGGGGACAGUGGAGGACCCAGGUCUUUGGGAGCUCAGGACUUGGGCUGUUUGUAGUUUUUUGCCUUUUAGAGAAGAAAAGAAAAAAAAAAAAAUCUUUCCACUCUUUAGUUUUUUGAUUCUGAUGACUCGUUUUUUCUUCUACUCUGUGGCCCCAAUUUUUAUAAACUCUUUUUGAGUGUCCCAUGGGCCGGGGCAGGGUCCAAGAUCUUUGCCCUUCUUCAGGCCCCUCGGCUCCCUCCCAGAUCCCAACCCCAGCCCCACUGGUUGCCAAACACUAAAUCUGCCGACACCCCAUCUGCCCCACCUCCUGCUAUGGCUGUGAACCACAGCUGCCCUUAAAUUUCUAGGUUGGGGAUAGGGAGAAAGGGAGGCCCAGGAAGGUCUCCUUUGAUUUUUUUCAUAGUAACUUUUCCCCCCAGAGUUUGAGUUUUUUGGUCUUCUUCUGGUUUUUUGGCAAAUUAUGGGGGCUCAGGGCUCACAUUCGGGAAGUGGGCUGACCUGAGGGUCACUGUGGCUCUCACACCAUGUUUUUGUACAGAACUGACGGUUGAUUCUUUGUUCUCUUGAAAUAAACAGAAGAAAAUGAGACCUUU
Molecule: messenger RNA, 1601 nt
Organism: Saimiri boliviensis boliviensis (Bolivian squirrel monkey)
Lineage: Eukaryota; Metazoa; Chordata; Mammalia; Primates; Cebidae
Gene: KDELR1
Product: KDEL endoplasmic reticulum protein retention receptor 1
Biological process (GO): protein retention in ER lumen
Cellular component (GO): membrane
Molecular function (GO): ER lumen protein retrieval receptor activity
Source: RefSeq, a predicted model, not a curated record